CGAAAUCUGUCACGUACAGCAACUGAGUGUAUCAUCAGAAGUCAAAAAGCAAUGCAACAACUAACAAGUCAUAUACAUACUUUUUUCAAAAGCUAAGCUUUCUAAGUAUAUGUCAAACAAAUUUUGACGAGAUAUUUAAAAUUUCUUAUAUCAAAUGGAUAAUCUUGAUUCACAUUAAUGCAAUUUUGUUCCUUGUGAUAUCUCAUAGAGUGAGUUUUUAAAUGAUGCCAUUUGAAAAAAACUAAUAACAGCAAACAUGAGUGACGAUAGUGAAGAAUCAUCCAAUGAAGAAUAUUGGGAUAACUUGGAUAAAAGAGCUGAUGUCCCUCUCAACAAAUACUCCAAAUCCAGUAUAAAGUUACUAAUAAGUAGUUUAAAACGUUUGUUAAAACUUGCAAACGAAUCAUAUAAAAAGAAUAGUAUGGAAGACGCUUAUGUAUACUACAAAAAAUGGAUGAAACUUUUGAAUUAUAUAAAAACAAAAGAAAAAUUGGACAAACAUACAGUGGCUCAAUUUUGUCCAACAGAAGAUAUAGAAGAAGCUAUAAAGAUUUUUAAAGCGGUGAAAAUGAAACUAAAAGACAAACUUAAAGCUGAUGAAAAACUUAGAAAAAAAGAAAGGCAACGUAAACCAAAUCCUCAGUUAAAUACAAUUGUUAAUCAUGAUGAAAAUUUAGGAGAAAAGUUGAUACAGAAUAAAUUGAUUGAAAUGGAAUGUACAGAAUUAUUCAAAAAAUUAGAAAGUAGUAAAGACAAAGUUCUUAUAAUUGACUUGAGAAAAGAUGAUGAAUAUAAUUUGGUGAAAAUAAAGAAUUCAAAUGUUAUUCAUUUACCAGAAAAGUCCAUAAAAGCAGAAAAAAAAGUAAAUGAGUACAUAUCUGACCUCAACAAAGAAGCUGAAUUGAGAUUCAGAGCUAUAUUUUUAACAACAACAAUUAUAGAGCUAAUUGUACUCAUGGAUACUAGUUCUGAUACUAUCAAAGCAAAUACCCCUUUAAGUUGGUUCAGGAACACAUUAGGUUCAUGUGAAGAAACUCGUCAGCAGAUAGCGAUACUGAAGGGAGGAUUUGCAGAAUGGGUAGAUACUUUUCCGCAUAUGGUUAUCAGAUCCUCUUUUCCAAGUAAUAAUACAUCUCAAGAUAGCGAUUGGGACAAUAUUGAUUUUCUACCAAAUGGAACUUUAAUUAAACAAAAUAAGUCUACUGACUCACAAAAAACAUCGAUUAAUAGCAAUACAAUUUUUACGAAUAGUCAUACUUUUCAACCAUCACCUGUGUUACAUAAUGACUCCAUGGGAAUUAAAGCUAAAAAUUAUCCAGAAUUUAGUGCUCAGGCUGAUGUAAGCAGUAAUUUUCAACCCUCGCCUGUGUUGAUUAAAGACUCUAUAGGAAUAAAAGCAAAGAAUUAUUCUGAAUUUAGUGCUCAUAAUGAAAAAAACAACCAAAAAAAUAAAUCACAUGACACUCCAUAUUAUGAUCGAUCAUUGAAGCCAAAAGCUACUUUUAAAAUCGAAAAAGAAAUAGAUAAGUUACAAAUAAAUAAAUCUUGGGAUAGAGAGCAGCAUGUUGUUGAAAACAAACUUUCGGAAAAUAAGGGCCAUACACAAGUAUAUAUUGAAAAAAAAAUUUACCCAACGCUAGAUUUUGGAUCGAAAGUUCCUAAAUCUCAAGUUGUGAAAUCAGAUAAUCGAAAAAUAAACAAAGAAAAUAUUCAGUAUCCUUCAAAGCCAAUUGAACCCGCACUUCUCUCAGGACAUAAAAAACUGCCACAAAAAAUGGAUAUUGACGAACAAACAGAAACGAUUCACAGAGAACCUUUGAAAUCUGAAAAUAGUAAGCCUGUCAAUCCAGGAUUGAAAAGGUCCCAUUCUAGUCCUAAUCUUCAGGUAAAAAGGCUUAAGACCAGCAAUCAUAAAUUGCAAGAUAAGCCAAUAAUCGACAGAGGAUCAAAACCAACUGUCACCAAUAUACCGAAAAUAAAUCAAUUGGAUAGAGAAGCGCGUUUUGAGCCCGUUUAUGGUGCACAGAGGCAUCCAGGCAUAACUGGACUGAAGAAUUUAGGCAACUCGUGCUACAUGAACAGCAUCGUUCAGUGCUUGAGCAACACCGAGCUUCUAGCCGAGUACUUUAUCAAAAACUGUUACAUGAACGAUCUGAAUCGCAAUAGCAACAUCAACAACAACAAUAACAAAACCAGCUGCUCGGCCUACGUAGCCGAGGAAGUAGCUCAGGUCAUCAAAGCGCUAUGGCGUGGACGCUACAAAAGCAUCUCGCCGAGGGACCUCAAAGUCGUCGUGGGCCAGUAUAAGCUCCAAUUCGAGAGCUACGAUCAGCAGGAUUCCCAUGAAUUCCUCAUGUUCCUGCUCGACUGGAUGCACAACGACCUCAAGGCCGACCAAGUAACACCAUCGAUCCACGAGAUUCAGAGUGUGGCUCAAAAAGAGUGGGAAAAGUCCAUGAUGGGCAAGAGCUCCAUCAUCUCGGAACUGUUCUUUGGUCAGCUAAAGUCGACCAUCACGUGCAUGACCUGCGAACAGAAGAGCUCGACUUAUGAGACUUUCAACAGCCUAACCAUGUCCCUGCCGGGGACGAACAAAUGCGGUCUUGACGACUGCGUGAAGAAAUUCUUAAGCGGCCAGAAAGUGUCCGAGUGGAAUUGCCCGAACUGCAAGGUACCGCGCGAUGGUAUCAAAAAGUUUGAUUUCGCCCGCUUACCGGCCAUCGUCGUCAUCCAUCUCAACCGAUUUGGCGAAACGGGGGGCUGGCUCGAAAAGAAAAACACCACUGUCGACUUUCCGCUGCACAAUUUCAAUCUGCGACCUUAUCUGGAUGGAAAUGAGACGCAUGGCAAGCGCUUCGCCAACUACAAUUUGUACGCCAUGUCCAAUCACUAUGGUACUAUGGACGGUGGACAUUAUACGGCUUAUUGCAAACACGGACAUCAGAACAAGUGGUACAAAUAUGAUGAUCAUACGGUAAUGGAAGUACCAGCAAGCGACGUGAAAAACCAGAGCAACAGCGCAUACCUGUUGUUCUACUCCGCUGUCUCAUCAAAUAACUACCUAAACAGCUAAAAUCAGCUCAAGGCACUUGAGGUGCACAAGCCUCUGCAAUAACCAGAGGCUGGUAAACAAACCCACAACACCUGCCUUAGAUUGCUGGUACGAUGGACCCGGCCAAGCAAUCGAAUUUGCAAUUCGGAGACGAUUGAAAAAGCCAAAAUCUAUGGGAAUCUAUCAGUUUCCUCGAGGUUCUCGAGGCUUCAAAGACACGGCGAUGUUUGCAAAAACUUUGUUAUUAUACAAAGUUGAGAAAGAAAGGAACAGGACCAACUCGCUUGCGGCUCUGUUUCUUGAAGCAAGAUGAAAACGCGGGAGUAAAUGACGCGAUGACAAUUCUUUAGAUAUCGUUUAAUACAUUUGUACAAGAAUGUAAAUAUAUAUUUAUAUAUUACAUACGCGCGUGGUUUAAGCAAGUUAAUUGUUUUCUGCCCAAGGGCAUUGUUUGUUGCAACGAUUUAAAAGUAUGUAGCUGCGUCGCUCAGUGCUUUACAUGGUAUUUUUGUUAUAUAUUUAUAAUAUAGAUAUAUAUUGUAUAUACAUUGUUACACAAUCAAAUAGCAUUUCAAAAAAAAUCUCAUGAUAUUGUUUCAGUAUUGCAUUUAUAGAAUUUUUUUGCGAUGUGUUUUGGAAUUGCAGAAAAAUAUUUCCAAUGCACUGUUUUAUUUUCUCAGAUCGGGUAUCUCUUUUAUAUAGUUUUUGAAAAUUAUUGUACAUAGUCUCAAAUGAAUGAACUAGAAUGACAAUUGUAAAUAUAUAUGUGUAAUUAACUCAAUUCAAAGGAGAUACCCACUUUUUAAAUUACAUCACAUAUGCAUUUGAUCUUGAAAAUUAUCAUGUUUAUUUUACUCUUUACAAAUAGCAAUUUGAUAUUUAGGCUGUAAGUCACAGGCAACUUUUUAUUGAAUAAUAAAAGAUAAACAGUUAAAA
Messenger RNA from Trichogramma pretiosum, 3988 nucleotides. RefSeq lists its product as uncharacterized. The record is from RefSeq and is a predicted model, not a curated record. Lineage: Eukaryota; Metazoa; Arthropoda; Insecta; Hymenoptera; Trichogrammatidae. Bases 257 to 3073 code for a protein of 938 amino acids. Gene Ontology annotation, molecular function: cysteine-type deubiquitinase activity. Gene Ontology annotation, biological process: protein deubiquitination. The transcript has 14 exons.